GCCACCAUGGACUGUAACCUGGGGACUGUUACUAACACUUAUGCUCACUGGUAUAAACAGAUUCCUGGAGGAGUUCCUCACUGGACAGUAACGUUUACACCAAACACUGACAACAUGCUGGGGACCCUCUGCACUCUCAUCACUGCUCUAACAUGUGUGAGUGGUGUGACGGUGGUGACACAGAAGCCUCCAGUUGUGACGGUGAGGAAAGGAGAGACAGCCACCAUGGACUGUGAGGUUUUCACAGAUGAUGGGUCUCGCUGGUAUAAACAGAGUCCUGGAGAAAAUAUUCGGUUUGUUCUGAGGAACCAUUACAGCUACUCCUCUCCAACCUACGGCUCUGGUUUCUCCGCUCCCAAAUUCACUUCUAGUCAUCUGUCAGGGACAAAGUAUCGUUUGACUAUCAGCAGUGUGGAGGAGGGAGACUCAGCAGUCUAUCACUGUGAAACAUGGGACGACUCUGCAAAGGAGCUGGUAUUCGGACAAGGAACCAAGCUGAUUGUGACAAGCUCCAGCCUCCCUCCUCCCGUCCUGACUGUCUUCCCUCCGUCCAGUGCUGAGCUCCAGUCCAACAAAGCCUCUCUGGUCUGUCUGUCCAGUCAGUCUGUGCCUUUUGCAGAUGUGACCUGGUUUUCUGGAGGGAGUCCAGUGAGCAGUGGGAUCUCCACCAGCACCGCUGUUAAACAACCAGACCAGACUUUCCACAUCAGCAGCUAUCUGGACGUCCAGACGUCAGACUGGAACAUGGAUAAGGUUUACAAAUGUAAAGUGUCUUUGGGCUCCCAGACUUCAGAGAAAAACAUCAAGAAGUCCGACUGUCCCGCUGAACAACAGUAGAGGAGCAGAACGAUUAUUAAACAUCUGCUUCUUUACUCUUUGUGCUGUUUGUUCAUCAAAAGCUUCACAUGUUAGAAAGUGUGUCUGCAUGCUUGUAGUAAAUGUUGUGACCGUUAGGUGGAGGUGUUGUAUCAGCUUUGCAAUGCUGCAAAUAUCAAUAAUCAUUCAAUAAAAAAAUAAAGAAAGCUCUGAGAACAGAAAA
Anoplopoma fimbria (sablefish) is the source of this 1039-nucleotide messenger RNA. Its product is annotated as immunoglobulin lambda-1 light chain-like. Lineage: Eukaryota; Metazoa; Chordata; Actinopteri; Perciformes; Anoplopomatidae. The transcript is spliced from 5 exons. Bases 7 to 837 code for a protein of 276 amino acids. The record is from RefSeq and is a predicted model, not a curated record.